CAAGGAGGGCUCAGUCUCCGCCGGCCCGCCUAGGGAGCGGCUGGUCCCUGUGCUGAGAGCGACCACUUUCUGGAGAUACCGCUCAGUCCUUGCAGCUCUCCUCUCUUUACGCUCUCAUCGGGACCCCUGCUUCGAGAGGCCCUAGCAGAGACAUGGAAGAAUUUUUGCAACGCGCCAAAUCUAAACUGGAUCGAAGUAAGCGAGUGGAGAAGGUCCAUGCAGUUAUUGGACCUAAGUCGUGUGACUUGGAUUCUCUCAUUUCUGCCUUUACAUAUGCAUACUUUCUGGACAAGGUCAGUCCACCCGGGGUCCUCUGCUUGCCAGUACUGAAUAUCCCAAGAACAGAAUUCGGCUACUUCACAGAAACAAGGUUCAUUUUAGAAGAGCUCAACAUCUCCGAAUCGUUCCACAUUUUCCGAGAUGAAAUUAACCUACGGCAGCUGAAUGACGAAGGGAAGCUGUCAAUAACGCUUGUGGGCAGCCACACCCUGGGGAGUGAGGACAGAACUUUGGAGCCAGCAGUCGUCAGAGUCAUUAACCCUGGAGAGCAGAGCCAUGGCGAUGGCGGGCUGGCCUUCCCGGAGUCUUCCUCCUCGCUGGUGCUGAAGGAGCUCCUGCGCGAGGCUCCCGAGCUCAUCACCCAGCAGCUGGCACAUCUCCUCAGAGGCAGCAUCCUGUUCAAGUGGAUGACCAUGGACCCUGAGCUCCCCAAGAAGCAGGAGGAGAUUCUCUCCAUCCUAGAAGAACAGUUUCCCAACCUGCCUCCAAGAGAUGACAUCAUCAGCGUGCUGCAGGAGACCCAGCUCAGUGCUCAGGGUUUAAGUAUCGAGCAAACAAUGUUGAAAGAUCUGAAGGAGCUGUCAGAUGGUGAAAUAAAAGUGGCCAUAAGCACUGUGAACAUGACCCUGGAGGACUGUCUGUUUCACAGUAACAUCACCAGUGAUUUGAAAGCCUUCACAGACAAGUUCGGUUUUGAUGUCCUCAUCCUCAUCGCAAGCUACACGUCAGAGGAGCAGCAGAGACAGCAGAUCGCCGUGUAUUCCCAGAACCUGGAGCUGUGCAGCCAGAUUUGCUGUGAGCUGGAAGAAAGUCAGAACCCUUGCCUGGAACUGGAGCCCUUUGAAUGUGGCUGUGAUGAGAUCCUCGUAUACCAGCAGGAAGACCCUUCUGUGACCUGUGACCAGGUGUUUCUUCUUGUCAAGGAGGUCAUCAAUAGGAGGUGUGCGGAGAUGGGCUCUAACAGCCGCACAUCCUCCACAGAAGCUGUGGCAGGCAGUGCCCCCCUGUCCCAGGGCUCCUCCGGAAUUAUGGAAUUGUAUGGUUCUGACAUAGAGCCACAGCCCAGCUCUGUGAAUUUCAUAGAAAACCCUCCAGAGCUCAGUGAUUCCAACCAAGCUCAGGCGGACGUCAACAUAGACCUUGUUAGCCCCGACAGUGGGUUGGCCACCAUCAGGAGCAGCCGUUCAUCCAAGGAGAGUUCGGUGUUCCUCAGUGAUGACAGUCCAGUGGGAGAGGGUGCUGGGCCUCACCACAGCCUUCUCCCAGGGUUUGAUUCCUACAGCCCUAUUCCUGAAGGGGUAGUUGCCGAGGAGCACGCACGUUCUGGGGAACACGGGGAACACUUUGACCUCUUCAACUUUGACCCAGCGCCCAUUGCUUCUGAGCAGUCGCAGCCAUCUUCCCACUCUGCAGACUACUCACCAGAAGAUGACUUCUCCAACAGUGACUCAUCAGAAGGAAACCUCUCUGCUGGGCCUAAAGGACUUGCUGAGAUGGGGGUCAACAUGUCCAAUUACUCUUCCAGUUCGCUUUUGUCAGAGGCUGGUAAAGACAGCCUUGUAGAAUUUGAUGAAGAGUUUGUCCAGAGACAAGAAAGCUCAGGAGGUAACCCUGAAAGAAAAUUAAGCCUGACAUGUUUUGUGGGAGAUGAACCUGCUUCCCCUGAAAGGCUGAAGAAUAUUGGAAAGAGGAUCCCACCACCACCUAUGAAUAGCUUUGUUGAGAUUUCACCAUCAACUGAAGAGCCGGCCCCACUCUGUCCAGAAGAGAUCACCCAAAAUACAAUUGACACGGUGCAUCUGGGGCCACCUCAGACCCGUGCCCGAUGCAGGAGCUGGUGGGGUGGCUUGGAAAUUGACUCUGAAAAUAUUGUAGAUGCCUGGAGCUCCAGUGAACAAGAAUCCACCUUCCAGAAUCCUGAGCCUUGGCAAGACCAUAAGCCUGGGCCAGUUGAGAAGAGAACCUCAGACUCCACAUUCCAACCAAAGAGUCUUAGAUUCCCAAAGUCAGAUCCCUGGGAAUUGGAAUUUGAUCAGCCUGAACUGGGCAGCAAAGAUACCCAGGACCAGAAGGAGGAAAGUUUGGGGUGCCAGCACCCACCCACAGAGGGGCCAAGUCUGACAAACGCCUCUCCUCAAGAGACAAACCACCUGAUAGAGGACUUUGCUGCUUUGUGGCAUUCAGGUCACUCACCAACAACAAUGCCUGAGCCUUGGGGAAAUCCCACGGAUGCUGGUGAAGCAGCCGUUAUGGUGUCCUUCCCCGCCUGGGGUGCAUUUGAUAAAGAAAGUAAUGCUGACACCUUAAAAAAUACUUGGAAUCUUCAUCCCACUAACAAUGAGAUGCCUUCUAUGCAGGACUCAAGUGAGUGGGCUAUGGCCCAAAGUGGGUUUUCUUACCCUGCAGCAGACCUACUGGACCUUCCCCAGCCUGAGGUAAAUACAGACACAGCUCCAGAAAUCUGGGGCAAGAAGAGCAAUGGCUCCAAGGACAAUAUUCUUACAUCUGGAAAUUCCAGUUCUGAUUUGGGUCAAACAUGGAAUAAUUCUAAGCUACCAGGGGAAGGCCAGAAUGGCUUGGUGGGUCCUAAAGCCAGAGGGACGGUGUAUGAAAAGGAAGGUUCCUGGAACCUCUUUGAAGAGAGUGUUAAGAAAAGAGGAUCUGAUGUGUUAGCUCCUUGGGAAGAUUCUUUCUUGUCAUAUAAAUGCUCUGAUUAUAGCACAUCCAACAUAGGAGAAGAUUCGGUCCCAUCUCCCUUAGACACCAACUACUCCACCUCUGACUCUUACACAUCACCAACAUAUGCUGGAGAGGAAAAAGAAGUGGAAAACAAGCCAUUUGCUAAAGAGAAUGGUUUUGAGACAGAAGAUACUGACUUCCCUGCAGAAGGGGUUGAAGUUCUUGCAACAUCACCACAGCGGCCCCAGAGAAAUCGAAUCGGUUCUGGCCCUGGGAAUCUAGACAUGUGGGCAUCACCUCACGCAGAGGGCAACCCUGAAGGAAAUGACGCACAUCACCCAGAUAAAGAUUUACUCACGAUGGCGCACGCAGAAGAUAAGAAUAUGUCCAUGGAGGACGAUGUGGGGGAAAGCAGUCCAUCCAGUUAUGACGACCCUAGCAUGAUGCAGCUGUACAACGAGGCAAACCGGCAGCUCACCCUUCUACACAGCAACACCAACUCCCGCCAGACAGCCCCUGACAGCCUCGACACAUGGAACCGAGUGAUUCUGGAGGACACGCAGUCCACCGCGACCAUCUCAGACAUGGAUAAUGACUUGGAUUGGGAUGACUGCAGCGGGGGUGUGGCGAUCGGCGGGGCCGGUCAGGAAGAUUAUGUAACUGCAAACACUGAACCUGAAACCCGCUUCUCAGUGAAGCAGCUGGAACCAUGGGGCACAGAACAUCAGGAAGCAAAUCAGGUGGACUGGGACCUCCCUGCUUCUGCGGAGCCCACGGGGGACACUGGUCCCACUGAAUACCACAUCCUGAAUGAGAAAAGCGGGCAGUUAAUUGCAAACAGUAUUUGGGAUUCUGUCAUGAGAGAUAAAGAUAUGCCAUCAUUCAGAAUACCAAACCCACCCAAUACUGCAGAUAUGGAGCAAAGCCCUUGGCCUUCUGAAAGUCCCAGGCUCUCAGUAAAUGGUAAGAACAGCCACAUGUCAGAAGCCACAGGGUUUGGUGAGCCGGUAGCACUUACAUCUCAUCCUGACAACCAGGACACAUGGAUAGAGUCCCAAGGUGACACAGCAUCCUCGGUGGCCAGGCUGGAGAGUCCAGAACAUUCUGCACAGUCAGAUCCAUGGGCUGGUUAUAUUUACGGAGAGAGUGAGAGUGAGACUGAAGGCCUGGCAGCCUCUGGCUGUGUGCAUCUUGACAAGGAGGCAGAAGUGGGCUCUGGGGUGGAUGGUGCCUCACUGGUUUCCGGAAAAGAGCCCUUUGACCAGGAACUCUCUUAUUCAGUUGCACUUGAACACAAAGAAAUCUGCAACUCGUCUGGCAAGAUCAGAUCUCUUUCAGUCACCUCCAGUCCCCAGACUGAGGAACAGGAGGAAGCUUUAGAUGUGGAAAAGGAGCCUGCCAGUCUCUUUGCUGUGCAAACAGAGACGUCCGCAAGUGACUUUCAGACAAAAGAGGCCCGUGAAGAAUCUCCUGUGGGUCACAGAAAUUCAGGCGAAGCCAGCCCAACUUUGGGUAGGAUUAAUCUGAUGAAAAACAUGCCUAUAUCUGAAACGGGACUUGAGAGAACUGAAGACUGUAGCCUUCUCGAGCCAGAAAGAGCAAAUGAAAAACUAUUUUAUGAAUCUUCUCAAAACUUUGGCGCUUGGGAUGGCCCCAUGGAUAGCGAUGUGUGGGAUAGUCACAUAAGUUACGAGGCAUCUACGAAUCCUACAGGUGAGAGCACUGAGAACGGGUCUCUACAAGCCCUUUCGCCAGGAAGUUAUGACAGAGACAGCCUCUCUAGUGGGGGUUCUCAUUCAAGUGCAUCGAGUCCUGACCUAAAUGAUUCUUCAGUUUCUUUGUCCUCUUGGACCCAUGAACCCAGCUCUGAACAUCAGAAAGGGGAUCCAGACAACAGGAGCAAACAGAUGCACCAAGAAUCAGAACCCUUUAGCACUGAAGCCCAGGCAGGGAUGCUUGCUGAAAUAAAGGACUUUGCAAAAACCAGAAAGGAUGGCUUUGCAAAGAUGUCUGAUCAUGAGGAGGACCUUACAUUUCCCAAGACUCCAAGUGAUUCCAUCAUUGGUGAGUCCUCACCUCCUUCAUCCAGCCUUGGGACAGAGAAAUAUUUAAAACAUUCUUCCACGUGUCAGGAAGGAAAGCUAAUGACUAGCCGUCAAGAGGGAAGUGAACCUGACUUUCCAGAAGCUGUGCAGCCAGAGGAUACCAGGAUCAUGUCCACGAGCUCCGCUUCUGGCGAGGACAGUGGCGGUGAUGAAGAGUUGCUAGAGACGGAAAUCCAUUUGGCCACAGGCCAAGCCACUCAGAGGGAACCUAAGGCUCACGAUCCAUCAUGUGAACCUGAGUUCUUGGCCGCAGAGCAUCGCACGUCUGAGUUUUCUGUCUUUGUACAUGCUUCAGAGCCAAUAGAGAAAGAGAACAAGCCAGAAUCAUUCUGUGAAAGCCAGCAAAGCAGCCCCGGUCCCUGGAUUGUGUCGCCACUCGUGCAGACUGACGCCUGGGACACAUCUAUGGAGAAGGAGGCCGGAGCUGCGGAAACAGGGAAUAUGGGACAUGGCAUGUGGCAGAUGUCUCCAGGAACUGAACGUAAGGAUGGAGACCCCGAUAAACUAGAAAUGCUUGGUUUCUCUGCUGACAGCAGUGAGUGGUGGAACACUCCUGCGCAGGAAGAGAGACCAACUGCUAAUGCAUCUGUAGAGUCAUCCACCUCAGAUGGUGAGGUAGAGACGACUUCUCCAGUAUUCCAGAAUGCAGGGCCGUGGGGCGUGCCCACUCGGAGCGAUCACAAACCUGUGGACACAGGCAGUACUAAUCCUUUCAGUGGUGAACUAAAGUCACCCUUUCUGGAUAGCAAUGGGGAAAAGUCACAGGAGAAACUUUGGAACAUUCAACCGAGGCAGCUAGAUUCAGGCGCCACUCAGUUUAGCCAGCUUGUAAUAUUGGACCAAAUUCAAGGCAAAGACUCUCGCCAGCAAACAGCCAUGUCUUCUCAUACUGGCGACCUCCCUCCUGAAACUCCCACUCAAGAGCAGUGUCAGGAAUCUCAGCUGUCCAUCUGGGACCAUGCAGGGCCAGCAUUUACUUGCAGAGAUAAAAAUGACUGUGUCAGCACCGGGGUUUCACCCACCGAGUGCCAACAAGAGCACUGGUGGGAACAAGACAACUCAUAUUUCAGCCAUGUGGCACUCCCAAGCACUGCCACAGAAAAUCUCCCUGUGGCCAGUGUUCCCACACAAUUGCUGAAGAAGUCAGGCUCCGAAUGGGAUAGGCCCAGCCGUUGUGAGCCCCGGCAUAACUUUGUUCCCGAUAUUUUACAUGGCAACUUCAAAGACGGUGGGCAACCGGCCUCAGCUUCACCAGAUCUGUGGGUGGAUGUCAGGCAACCUGUCACUUUUAAAGCAGAGGCAGAGAACCCUGAUAUCUUGACUCACUGUGACCAUGACAACAGUUCUCAGGCCUCCAGCAGCCCCGACGUGUGUCACGAUUCUGAAGGAAGGCAAGAGGUGGAGAAACACAGUGGCGUUUACAUGGGACCUGAAAUGGAACCAAAGAUGGCUGCUGAACCUACUCAGGCAUCUAGGCAGGAGUGUCUUGCAUACAAUCCGGAACUCCAUUCUGAACAUGCAAUGCCACUGCCUCCACUCAACAGUCAGACAGAUACAAACAGCUCAACUGAGCCCAUCACUUCAAAACGUUCCCCAGAACCUUCUGAUAUGCAUGGAGAUAUCAAUUCACGUUUAACAACCUUAGAGGAAGGCACCAACCCAGAAGAGGAAGCAGUGGGUCAGAUGACCCCAGGCACUGGGAGUGCAGACACUGGCACUUCUGAAACUCCCCAGGAGGUCAGUGCAGAAGGCAACAGCUCUUGGGCGUCCGAGGACCUUUGUCCUGAAAGUCAGACAGGCACUAGAGCCUCGCUUGACUGUGAGCAACCGUUUGCUUCCGAGAACGCUGCUGUGCUUACCGACAUCUUGCUAGCCUCAGACACCUGCCUGGAUGUAAGCGAAGCUGCCUUUGACCACAGUUUCAGUGACGCCUCGGGCCUCAACACUUCCACAGGCACUAUAGAUGAUAUGAGUAAGUUAACUCUUUCAGAAGGCCACCCCGAAACGCCAGUUGAUGGAGAUCCAGGGAAGCAGGAUGUCUGUUCGUCUGAAGCUUCCUGGGGUGAUUUUGAAUAUGAUGUAAUGGGCCAGAAUAUCGACGAAGAUCUUAUGAAAGAGCCUGAACAUUUCCUCUAUGGUGCUGAUCUUAUGUUGGAGGAGAGCACACCGAGGCAGUCCCUGGCACCGUACACACCCCCCUUUGAUUUGUCCUACCUCACAGAACCUACAGGUGGCGCUGAAACAGCACUGGAAGCUGGGUCUCCAGAUGAUGCAUCUCUGGGGAGUGAGGCAGCGGAGAUGUUGCUUUCUGCUCUUCCUGAUCAAAGGCAGGAAAAUCAGACCGAGACCAACAGCAGACAGCCCAGACAGCGGAUGACUGUUUUGCAUAUUCAUGAAGACCCUGAGUCUCUUUCUUCACCUGUAGGAGGAACAGGUUCCAACAUAGAGUCAUCGCCAUCGAACAUUGACUGGGAAAUAGAAACAGAUAAUUCAGAUUCACCAGCAGGUGGCGAUAUAAGACCACCAAAUGGCAAGGAGAUACUGGAGUUAGAAGAAGAGAAAGUAACUCCUACCAAAGGGCCUCAGCAGACAAAAUUAGAAUACCAGGAAGAUAAGCAGGCAGAAAAGGGCAAAGACCAUCAAGCACUAGCUGUGGAUUACAUACUUGUAAGCCAUGAAAAGGAUUCGCCAUUGAAAGCAGAGGACUGGGAAGCCGAAGAAAAUGGCCCUGAAAUAGAACAAUUAGGUUCCAGGGAGACAGGGCUCCCAGAAACGCAGUUAGCAGCUGUCUCAGACACGUGUCAGCCUGAGCCUUUAAAUGAUGUCAAAGUUCAUUCUGCAGAGAACAUGUCUUCCAGCCACAAGACGGCAUCUCUUCUUGAAAACCCUGCCCAAGAUCAGAGCUGGAUGGUCUUGGACCACAGUGAGGUAGGUGACCCAUCUGCAGAAGCCAGGAACUUGGGGCCUGGGUCUCCUGGAAAAACUGCGGAGCUGUUCUGGAGUCUCAGCUUAGAUAAGGCUCCCCGGCCGCAGGUUCUGGGAGGAAAUAAGCCUAUAGACUCUUUAGCACUAGAGGAAGUUCCUGGUUUGAGCUGCCAAUCAAGGAAGAGCAAGAGACAAGGUCAAACUGGUCUAGAUGCAGUUCCAACACAAGCCACCACCCGGGACAAUGAAUGGGAGAUGCUUUCACCGCAGCUGUCCAAGAAAAACAGGAUCCCUCCACAGGAAACAGAAGUGGAGACAGAGUUCCUUGAGCCUGGACCCAGAAAGCCAAGACCGGAUGGACCCCCGUCAGAGGAUGUAGGAAUGGAUGUCCCGUUCGAGGAGAGAGUGCUGAGUCCCAGUGCUGCAGACAUGAGGCCCGAACCUCCCAAUUCUCUGGAUCUCAAUGGCAGUCACUCUCGGAGAAUCAAGCUCACAGCCCCAAACAUCAACCUUUCUCUGGACCAAAGUGAAGGAUCUAUUCUCUCUGAUGAUAACCUAGACAGUCCAGAUGAGAUUGACAUCAACGUGGAUGAGCUCGACACCCCUGAUGAAGCAGAUUCUUUUGAAUACACUGCCCAUGAAGAUCCCACAGCCAACAGAAGCUCUGGUCAAGAGUCGGAGUCUAUUCCAGAAUAUACGGCCGAAGAGGAACGAGAAGACAAUCGGCUGUGGAGGACAGUGGUGAUCGGAGAGCAGGAGCAGAGGAUUGACAUGAAGGUCAUCGAGCCCUACCGGAGAGUCAUUUCCCACGGAGGAUACUAUGGGGACGGUCUGAAUGCCAUCAUUGUGUUUGCUGCCUGUUUUCUGCCAGACAGCAGCCGGGCGGAUUACCACUAUGUCAUGGAAAACCUUUUCUUAUAUGUAAUAAGUACCUUAGAGCUGAUGGUAGCUGAAGACUACAUGAUUGUGUACUUGAAUGGUGCAACCCCGAGGCGCAAGAUGCCAGGGCUAGGCUGGAUGAAGAAAUGUUACCAGAUGAUUGACAGACGGUUGCGCAAGAAUUUGAAGUCAUUCAUCAUUGUCCAUCCAUCUUGGUUCAUCAGAACAAUCCUUGCAGUGACUCGACCUUUUAUAAGCUCAAAAUUCAGCAGUAAAAUUAAAUAUGUUAGUAGUUUAUCUGAGCUGAGUGGGCUGAUCCCAAUGGAUUGCAUCCACAUUCCAGAGAGCAUCAUCAAGUACGAUGAAGAGAAAUCUUUUAAAAGAAGUGUGAGACUGGAUGAAGAACUAAGGAAAGCAUCAGAAGCGGCUAAAACUAGCUGCCUUUACAAUGAUCCAGAAAUGACUUCUAUGGACAAGGAUAUUGACAUGAAGCUGAAAGAAAAGCCCUAGCUGGCCAGCUGGAGGAGAAAUCACUUUCUGCUUGAUGGUUCUGCUGGAACAUAACCUACCUGGAAGCAACAGGGCUGGUGAUACCUCCAUUUUGCACCGCCUGGUGGCAUUGGAAAUUUCCAAGUGGGGGAAAAAAUGGGAAGAAAAUUUGUUUACUGUUAACAUAUUUAUGAAAUGUUGUGUAUUUUCCUAUUUUGCCAAUUAUGUGCCUCAACGAUUUUAGUUGAACCUUAGCAGGAAAAAUAGGUCCUUCCAUUUUAAUAUUAUACCAACCCCUGGUGCAGUGGGACUUGGUUCCUUAGAUUGGUGUUUACCAAAAGCAUAGCCUAAUUCUGCUGUUAGACAGAUGUGGAUACAUUUCUGUAGGUUGCCUGGAUUUCCCUGUAGAGCUUGCUCUAGAUUUAAGAUGCACAGAGCUUGCCUUGUCCCAGGAACAGGGCUCUCUAAAAUGCUGUCUAAUGAAAUGCUGAGUCUGAACAGGAC
Acomys russatus (golden spiny mouse) is the source of this 9860-nucleotide messenger RNA. It is a transcript of the gene Prune2, whose product is annotated as prune homolog 2 with BCH domain. Gene Ontology annotation, molecular function: pyrophosphatase activity. The transcript is spliced from 20 exons. Gene Ontology annotation, biological process: apoptotic process. Gene Ontology annotation, cellular component: cytoplasm. Bases 153 to 9377 code for a protein of 3074 amino acids. Lineage: Eukaryota; Metazoa; Chordata; Mammalia; Rodentia; Muridae. The record is from RefSeq and is a predicted model, not a curated record.